Messenger RNA from Xenia sp. Carnegie-2017, 393 nucleotides. RefSeq lists its product as uncharacterized. The transcript is spliced from 2 exons. The coding region runs from base 55 to 363 and encodes 102 amino acids. NCBI's taxonomy places the organism in Eukaryota, Metazoa, Cnidaria, Anthozoa, Malacalcyonacea, Xeniidae. The record is from RefSeq and is a predicted model, not a curated record.
CCGUCUGUUGUGAGCUCAUUCUUAUAUUUGUCUGACAUAGAAAUGGACAAAUAAAUGACACAAAUAAAUGAAAGUUUUGAUUUGGUUUCAGAGUUCGUUGUAUUGACUGGACUGUUUGGUCGUUCAUGUGAAAUCCAGGUCAAAAUUCACGGAAAUGAAGAAAAAAGAAUGAUGUACUUCUUUAAUAUUUUCGCUCGCGUCUUAAUGUUCGUCGGCUUCUUACAGUUAACUACAGUUUACGAAAGAAAGAUUGAGAACGGAGAUAAUUUAAAUAUCCAAUGUGAUGAAUCGUGCUCUAACUGGGUCAUUGAAAUGCGUUCAGCUGAAUUUGGUGUUUUGUUAAAAGAAAGGGGACGAAAUUGAAAACCAUAUGGGAUAUCUUCGAUGGAAAAA